Beta vulgaris subsp. vulgaris (sugar beet) is the source of this 1047-nucleotide messenger RNA. Lineage: Eukaryota; Viridiplantae; Streptophyta; Magnoliopsida; Caryophyllales; Amaranthaceae. The record is from the annotation of a RefSeq genome assembly.
AUGAAAGACGAUCAAAGAAUCGAGGACGUUUAUGUCCAUAUUAUGGAGGAUUUAAAGUCCUUCAUUGAUAAGGAAGAUCUUCCCGAAUCCUUCGUUAAACUUUUCAAUAAGUUUAUUGAUAGAAAAUUGGUAAAAAGCAUUUUUAUGCCUAUUAUCUAUGGUAAGACUCAAAUGAGUACGGCUGAAGAUAUCAAAAUGGCUUUGAAACCUUACUUUUAUCCUGCUUUCAAAGAAAGCUUUUUGUUGGCCUCCCCCUGCUUCAAGUUCUGGAGGGAAUAUUACACGGAAAUGGAGAAUUUGAUACGUUUGAUCCGCCUUGUAGGCUGGUUUGCUUCAACUUGUGAGAGCUCUGUUCACUACGUCACACCGUUCUUUUGCACCUCCCAGAAUUAUAUGGUUAAGGACUCCCAUAUCAUUUGGGUUUAUGACAAAGUGAAUAGGAAGAAACGUAAGGUGACUCUUAGACUCUCUUCCAGAGAUAAGCGAGACCGUAAGAAGACUGAAGUCUCUACUUUUGUCAACUUCAUCCAUCAAAAGGAUGCAUUAAUAGCCAUGGGAGUCAUUUCUAAAUUGUAUGAGGUAAAUGAACCUAUUUACACCGUACAUGAGAAUUUCAUUAGUAAUCCCUUAGUAAGCGUGCACUUACCGUACAUCUACCUGGAAGUAUUGAGAGAGCUGGGCCCACCCCUUCGAUUCAUUAAUUCUUUUAUCUAUGAAAAUCUAGUUAGACUUGCUAAAGAUCGUGGUGAUGAUAAAGAGAUUCUUGGCUUGGAAGAAAAACGGUUCACUGAGAUGGUUCUUACAGAAGACUUGAUAGACCAGUUAUUUGCUUGUAUUUUACCAGAAACCAUAAAAAUGGACAAGGAGAAGCUUAAAGUGUGGAGAGCCAACAUCAGUCGUUUUAAAACGUUCUACUUCGGGUAUACCCGCUUUGUAUGCUGUGAGGAUCCUAGCAGUGGCUCAAAGGAUAUGAAAUGGAAUGAUCAUGUGAUCAAAUGGGAGAAGUUUUCUAGCCGGCUCAACGGCCAGUAUUGUUUGCAUCAUUAA